AUGGCAAGCAGCAUCAAGAUCAAGGCCGCCAGGAGCCCAGGACACGCAAACACGGAAGACGCCGCCUGCAACGUCGCACCGCCAUUGUACCUUUGCCACCUCGGCUGGCUGUCUCGUGACGACGCCGACACCGCCGCCGCCGCCGCCCCCCUCAUGUCCUCGCCCACUGUCCUAUCGACUGGUCAUCGCGGCAACACGAGCGCCUGA
This is a messenger RNA of Colletotrichum higginsianum IMI 349063, 207 nucleotides long. RefSeq lists its product as uncharacterized. The coding region runs from base 1 to 207 and encodes 68 amino acids. The transcript has 2 exons. Lineage: Eukaryota; Fungi; Ascomycota; Sordariomycetes; Glomerellales; Glomerellaceae. The record is from RefSeq and is a predicted model, not a curated record.